UCCUUCUCCCUCUGGAACCAAUAACCGGAGCUGCUCAGCAGCAUCUCCUUUCCUCACCUUCUCCCUCUGGAACCAAAGGAUUUCCGGCUACGCGCACGGCACACCAUGGCACACAUUUAUAGGUCCACCGUCAUAUGGAAACUUCAAAUGCGUGAGCUGAUUUUGUUUGGUCUGGGAGGUAUUGGAAACAAGAUUGAUUCUAUGUCAGAUCUUAUGUUGGAUAUUCGUCGUGCUUUAUCUACGAUUGAUGAGGAGGAACGGAUCUGGAUACUGCGUGAGAUGGAGAGAUCAUGUUCGGGAAUAUUGAUGGCGAUUGGCGUUAAUCCAGAUAGUUGUGCAUCUUGGCAUAGAGUAGUCGAUGUGUUAGAUAUGAGAUAUAUGCUGUCAUCAAAUGUUCUACAUUUGCCAUCAUCGUAUAUUUCGUUGAUGUCAUCAUUUUAUGCUGCACAUCACUAUCUUUUGAUCCACCAAUGGCAGGACUUUCUUCUUCCUACAUGUUUCAGAUGAUAUCAUCGGAUCUCAAUUGGUCAUAUAAGUAUGACAUUUUCUUUCCAGACCCAUCCUUAUAUUUAGAUGAGGAGAUUGAGGGGGUUAGUCAGUGUAUAGAUAUUUUGACAGCAUCAGUUAUUCCUGAGCAGCAUGACUAACAGACGUCUACUGAUAUGAGAGAGGAGUUAUUACAGUAGAUACAAGAAUAGGAGCGGUUGUUGAGGACUUUCAUGAGAAGGUUCAAGCGAUCAUGGCCACUACGAUGUUUUUAUGGGAUUUAAUAUUUUUUAGAUUUGUAUUUAGUAUUUUUGAGAUUUUUAUUAUAUUAUUUUUUAUAUAUUUGAUAUUUUUAUUUUAUUUUAUAUUAUUAAUUAUUAUUUUUAUCAAAGAUUAGUUUAAUUUCAAGUGAUCGGAUGUUAUGUUUUAUAGACAUGCAUAUACGUAGUCUCAUGUGUUAGAUUAUCAGAGAAAAAGUUAUGCUAAAAGGGUCAUAAAAAUUAUAAUAUAAAUAAUAAUAAUAUAUCGAGUAAUUUAAUUACAUCUCUUGAAAUAGUCAAAAAUAAGUUAAAUCAGAUAAAUCAAUUAUUUAUGAAGGAGUAUUGCGAUAGAAUGGCAUCUGAUAUUCAUAUGUUUUUCUGCAUAUGUAUGCUUGCUUUCGUUUGCUCUCUCGUCAUCUUCUUUCAUUGAGGGUAUGAUACAGUUUUACAUGUGUAUUUCGGAGCAGAUGAUGAGAGCUUAUUUCGAUGAAGACUUGAAACUUGACAAUCGGAUGAUGAAAGACUACGGUGAUUUCGAUGAAAAGAGCAUUCUGAAUCAUGGUGAAGAUGAGGAUUUCAAGUUGAUAAGGGAUGAUGGAAUGAUUGUGACGGACCCAAAUCUACUAGGGCUAUAGUUGAAUGCAUUGCAUUCUGUACUGGUCCGAAUCGAUCGGUACAUCCCAUAUCGUAUCGUAUCGGUGGGGAAUCGGUACGGUUCAGAUCGAUUUUUUGGCAAAUGAGAUGAAUCGAACCGUACCGGUACGGUAUGGUACGGGCACGAAUCACUAUGUAUGAUGCGGUAUGGAUCGGUACAGAUCGGUACGACAUCUGUACUCAUCAGUAUGGAUCGUUACGACGUCGGUACGGAUUGAUUUUCUAUUUUUUUGGCCAUUGUAUGGAUUUUUUUAAUUUUUAUCCUUUGAUAUCGUAUAUCGUAUCGGCUGGCAAACGGUAUGGUGUGUGGUACCAAUAUUGCAAACCUUGGCUGGAUGGAUUUUUCGGUAGAAAAUUGACACGGUUUGGAUCAAUUUUUUGAUAAAUGAUAUGAAUUAGAUCAUAUCGAUUUGGUACGAUAUGGUACGUGCACCAACUGUUCGAUAUGAUGUGAUUCGAUAUAGAUCGGUACAGCAUUGGUACGGAGUGGUAUAGAGAUAAUAUGGAUUAAUUUUUAUUUUUUUUUGAGCCAUUGGAUAGAUUUUUUUGAGAUUUUUUUGAAUGAAAGGAGGGUGUAAUCAAAAAAAUAUUAUUUGUUAUGAUGCCUUUGAAAGCAUCAUUUGAAAUGUCGUUUUUUGAAAACGUCAUUUGAAAUAGCGUUCAAAAAUGUCAUUAUAAAUAAUUUUUUUUUGACCUUUUGAUUUCA
Molecule: messenger RNA, 2106 nt
Organism: Elaeis guineensis (African oil palm)
Lineage: Eukaryota; Viridiplantae; Streptophyta; Magnoliopsida; Arecales; Arecaceae
Source: RefSeq, a predicted model, not a curated record